AAAUGAAAAAGUAUUAUCAAGGAUAAGCAUGUUGCUGUUGCAUUCUCUCUUCAUUUUGGGUAAAAGGAGGAGAAAAAAAGAAGAGAAGUUGAUUUUGAGUUCUAAAUCCAAAUGUUGUUUUUAGAUGCUAUAAAGAUCUUGAUUGGUGCACGCGAAAUCUAAUCAGAAUCCAGCAGGAAGAAGAAGAAGAAGAAGAGGAGGAGGAAGAAGAAGUUCUUCAAUCUUCCUCUUCUAUUUGUGCAGCUAAAUUUUAUUAAGUCAACGCCUGAGAGCAGAAAAUCUAGUUGCUCUGCACCGCCGGCGGCGAUGUCGGUGGCCGGUGGGUUGGAGUGGGUGGUGUGCCUCGGCUGCUCCCGGUGGGCGUGGAAGCGGCUCACCUAUAUAGGCGCCUACGACAGCGAGUCGUGGCCGCCGGCGACGGCGGCCGAGCUGGAGCCCGCCCCGCGCGCCGUUCGAGCCGUCCUCGCCGUCUACGCGCCCGACGGCGACGUGGCUGACCCCCGCUUCCGCAUCGACCCCGCCGGCGUCGUCAAGCGCGUCGCCUACGACGAGAUCCCCGACGGCCGGUGCCCGACGUACCUGAUCUACGCCGAUCGCCAGUACCGGGAGGUGGUCCUCGCCGUCCGCGGCCUCAACCUCUUCCGAGAGACCGACUACCAGGUGCUCCUCGACAACCACCUCGGCCAGCAGAUGUUCGACGGCGGCUUCGUCCACCACGGUCUCCUCGACGCCGCCAAAUGGCUCCUGAACCGGGAGGCCGACACGCUCCGACAGCUUCUCGCCGAGCUCGGCCCCGACUCCAAGCUCGUGUUCUCCGGCCACUCGCUCGGCUCCGGCAUCGCGUCGCUGAUGACGGUGAUCGCCGUCAACCACCGGGAGCAGUUCGGGGGCAUUGCCAGGAGCCAAAUCCGAUGCUACGCCAUCGCCCCCGCCCGGUGCAUGUCCCUCAACCUCGCCGUCAAGUACGCCGACGUCAUCAACUCCAUCAUUUUGCAGGAUGAUUUUCUACCAAGAACACCGACGCCAUUGGAAUAUAUCUUUGGAUCUAUCUUUUGUGUCUGUUUCCUUUUGAACAGUUUGCCAUGCUUCUUAGUUUUGGUGUGCAUGAGAGAUACAUUUGUUCCAGAGAAGAGAAAGCUCAAUGAUCCAAGGAGGCUUUAUGCUCCUGGUCGAAUUUACCAUAUCGUCGAGAGGAAAUUUUGCAGAUGUGGAAGGUAUCCUCCUCAGGUCAGGACUGCCAUUCCUGUCGAUGGAAGAUUCGAACACAUUGUUCUAUCGUGUAGCACCACUGCGGACCACGCGAUCGUGUGGAUCGAACGGGAAUUACAGAAGGCAGUAGAUUUACUGAAGGAUUCGGAUCCAACAAGGCCUCCACUGCAACAAGCAAUGAGCAGGAAGCUGAGUCUUGAACAAGAGCACAAGCAUGCCUUAGAAAGAGCAGUGACCUUGAACAUUCCGCACGCCGUGGCCUCGACUGGGGAAGAGUCCAGUGAAGCCACCGGCAGUGGCCGUGAGAGUCACCGAGGCGUGGCUCCAGGCGAUGGCUCGAGAUCGAGUGGCAGAGCUAAGUGGGAUGAGUUGGCAGCAAGCCUAUUUGCGAGGAAUGAGUCAGGGGGGCUUGUUUUGAAGAAUGACUUGGAGGCGGAGAGCUAGGAGGCCUUCUUCCUUUCAUCAUUUCGGCAUUUGUUUGUUCAUAAUCGUGCAUCAUUUAUUGGGGUUUUGUCGAAUGUAAAAUGAGAGGGAUCAUAUGGCCCGUCGUUGAUAGAUUUGUUUGAUGAGAAAUUUUAUAA
This is a messenger RNA of Zingiber officinale, 1790 nucleotides long. RefSeq lists its product as uncharacterized. Lineage: Eukaryota; Viridiplantae; Streptophyta; Magnoliopsida; Zingiberales; Zingiberaceae. The transcript is spliced from 5 exons. The coding region runs from base 307 to 1653 and encodes 448 amino acids. The record is from RefSeq and is a predicted model, not a curated record. Gene Ontology annotation, biological process: lipid catabolic process.